Exophiala aquamarina CBS 119918 is the source of this 840-nucleotide messenger RNA. RefSeq lists its product as uncharacterized. The transcript has 2 exons. The coding region runs from base 1 to 840 and encodes 279 amino acids. The record is from RefSeq and is a predicted model, not a curated record. Gene Ontology annotation, molecular function: glutathione transferase activity. Lineage: Eukaryota; Fungi; Ascomycota; Eurotiomycetes; Chaetothyriales; Herpotrichiellaceae. Gene Ontology annotation, cellular component: cytoplasm.
AUGAGCACCAUCGACACCUCCCUGCACGCGCACACAUCCGGACGCGCCGCGAGCUACGCGGCCGCGCACCAGGCGCCUAGCGGCCUGGUCCUGUACGGCGGAUGGUUCUGCCCGUUCGUGCAGCGGGCGUGGAUCGUGCUGCACGAGAAGAAGAUCGCGCACCAGUACGUCGAGAUCAACCCUUACAAGAAAGAGGCCGGCUUCUUGGCGCUGAAUCCGAGAGGCUUGGUGCCGACGCUUGCUGUCCCUAACGAGAACGAGAAGAAGAAGCCGCUCUACGAAAGCAGCGUCAUCUGCGAGUAUCUCGACGAAGUGUACACCGACCCCAGCCGGUACGGCCCCUCGUUGUACCCGACGGAUGCGUACGAGCGGGCCCGCGCGCGCAUCUGGCUCGACCACAUCAGCGGCAAGAUCGUGCCGGCGUUCUACCGUUUCAUGCAGCACUCCGAGGCCAAGUCGUAUACGCUGGCGGAGGCGCGCGACGAGUUUCUCGGCCAUUUAAAGACGUUCAUCCACGAGGCGGACGCCGAGGGCCCUUUUUUUCUCGGGAAGGGGUUCAGCAUCGUCGAUGUUAUGCUUGCACCGUGGCUGUGUCGGUCGUUCUUGUUCGACGUGUAUAAGCAGGGUGGGCUGGGGGUGCUGACUGAGGGGGAGGGUGGGGAGGACGAGGCAGUUUGGAAACGUUGGAGGAGUUGGGCGGAUGCGGUGAUGAGCAGGCAGAGCGUCUUGGAUACGUUGAGUGAAAGGGAGCAGUAUGUCAAUGCGUACCGCAGGUAUGCGGAGGAUACUACGCAGAGUGAGGUGGCGAGGGCGACGAGGGAGGGAAGACGGCUGCCCUGA